CAGCAAGCAAGAGCAAGAACAAGGUCAGUGGUGCUACAACGUGCAACAAACCAGCAAUGGCCGCCACACCACCGUUUGAGCCGCAGCUGGAGGAGAAACAAACAGAGCUCCAGGGGGAAAACGUAGUGUAUCGGUGGAUAGAAAGGGGACAGGAAGCAGAGUCGAAGGGACAUGGGCAGUACUGGGUCCGGUGCAGACUAUGCACCGGAACAUUCACAGCUUCAAAGCCACGGGCAGUGGGACCACUUCCUGAAGAAGGGCAAACCAUCCACGUACAGGUCCGGGGAGAUGCUGCAUUUGCUUGCGCGGAGAGGAGUGAAGAUCCAAGGAGACGCAACGAAGACGAUGCUCCACCAAGACGGCGUGGAGAAGGGCAUUCCGGAGGACAGAGGGAUAGAGCCAUCGCCGAAUGCUGACAAGAGCACAGUUGAUAAUAUCGAGCAACAUUUGAGGCCCCCUCCUGCACCCGGGCGAGAGGUGUGGCGGACCGAGGUUGACGUUGUUCCUGACACGAGGGAGGAAGAAGCCAUCACUGCUGUGGCGCCCUCCUGUGUGGGCUCUUCGUUAGCUGCAGAGCAAGGCAAGACAACACAGACCUCCAUCCGAAGAUGGACUGAGAACAACUUGAAGGCCCAAAAGAGACUCGACAUGCAAUGGGGAAGGACAUUGUUUCGCUUCGGCGUCCCCUUCAAUUUCGUGCACGUGGAUGAGACACAAGCUCUUCACGACUCGUACACGGAGUUGGGGACCGCUAAGGCGAAGGUGGACAUGCCAUCGUUCGAUACUUUGAGAACUGUCAUUUUGGAUGUUGUCCACAAUGAGGUGAAGCCGUCGACCAGUGGGAUGUUUCAGGCUGCACUCUCAUCACGGAUGGCACGACAGAUCGCAAGUGGAGGCCUAAAGACGAGCGCCGCAGUGAUUGCUAAAUUGCGAGAGGAGGUCAUAAGAGAGAUAGGCGUCCACACGGUGAACGCAAUCUGCACCGACAAUGCUGGAGUGAACAAAGGGGCCGCGAUGAUCUUGUCACGAAGCGUCGAUCCGAACAUUGCAAAGAUUCCUUGGGUGCCAUGCACCGCGCACACACUAAGCUUGCUUUUGAAGGACGUCUCCAAACUGUCGUGGGUGAGCAAGAUAGUGAAGAGAACGAAGAUGAUGGCGAAGUUUACCAAGGACCACCAUCGUACGGUUGCCUUGUUCUCUGAGUGCUCGUUCGAGGAAAAGAAGACCCUGGGCGUGCCCACGGAUGUCAGCUUCGCCAAGGAUGUAGAGUGCUGGACAAAGGAGCCGCAACGGUGCGCAGGGGCAGGGGGCUCACUUGACGAGGCUGACAGAGCUGCUGCGAAAGACAUGGCGGACCGGGACCAUGACCUUAUGCAACGCCGCAUUCGUGAGGAAGUCGCACGUCGUGAGACUGUUCCCCUGCGUUCCAGGCUGGGCGCGCAAUUACCACGUCCAACGACCAGUGGGCAGCAGCAACAACCGGUGGAGCAACACCCCGACCACAUGGCAAACCAACAGUGGAACGAACUGGAGCAACAUGAUGAGCACCACCACCUCCCGAUCGAGCAGCAACACUUCCUGGUUGACCACCAGCAAUUCCCCAUUGACCAGCAGUCCGGUCAGCAAAAGCAGGAGGAGCUGGCGGCUGAGCACCGGCUGUGCAAUGAAGAGGAGCAAAAGUUGCCGGAUGAUCAGCAGCAUUUGUCGCACAGUCAGCAGCAGGCCGCAGGGCAGGAGCCUCAGCAAUAUCUACCUUCAUUCCCUCACUUGGACGAGACUCUCGUCCAUGACAACAUCAAUAUAAGCAGGGCGGGCAGGAAGUGGAAGAAUGUUUUCGAUCCCACUGCUGCCCCAAUGGUGAAACACGGCAGGGGGAGACCGAGAAAGGGAGAGGCGAAUACUGUGCAGCUGCCGCCUCUUCCACCUGCUGCAAGGCCCAAGCGCACAAAAACGGGGAAGGCAACAAGCUUGCGGCGUUGGAAGGUUGUCGAGGCGACUUUCGUAGAAGCUCUGACCGUCUGAGUCAGCAGACCGGGGAGCCCAACAGGAAUGUCAAGAACUAAACCGGAGAACAGCAAACGGGGGAGGCAACAAGCGUGGGCCGGUUCAGGCGACUUUCGUGGCCUAGGUCAAAAUCAGUUUUCUUCCGACCUGAUCAAUUCACCCAUGUCGUGAACUGGGUUAUACUCAGAACGUUUUUUCGGUGCUCACUGUUCAGGCAUCCCUCCUGUCGUGUUCAGUAGAUCAAGAAGGCAUUAUCCUCCAACAAACUAUGCAAAGAGUC
This is a messenger RNA of Chara braunii, 2284 nucleotides long. Lineage: Eukaryota; Viridiplantae; Streptophyta; Charophyceae; Charales; Characeae. The record is from the annotation of a GenBank genome assembly.